ACUGGAUCCAGCAUAUAUAAAUAGGGGGACCUAUGAUCGGCGAACUUCAGUGAUACUUUAAGCCGCCGGAGGAUCAGACAUGUCACAGUAUAAGUACCUGUCGGGAUUCGGGUCCCACUUCUCCUCUGAGGACGAGCGAUAUCCCAACUCUUUGCCUGUUGGUCAGAACUCACCUCAAGUGUGCCCCUACAAACUCUACGCGGAGCAGCUCUCGGGAAGUGCCUUCACAGCACCAAGAAAUGAAAAUGUGCGCACCUGGCUCUAUAGAAAACUACCCUCAGCUGUGCACCUGCCAUUCCAGCCUUUUAAGGGUGCCCCGUAUUUAAAGCAGAACUGGGAUGAGCAGCCACCAAAUCCAAAUCAGCUUCGCUGGAAACCCUUUGAUCUGCCACCAAAAGAUGGAAAAACUGUAGACUUUGUGGAAGGUUUGCACACGGUUUGUGGUGCUGGCGAUCCCAGAUCUCGUCAUGGUCUUGCAGUGCAUAUAUACUCCUGCAAUAUAUCUAUGGAUAACUCGGCUUUCUACAACAGCGAUGGGGAUUUCUUGAUUGUUCCCCAGCAUGGAGCUUUAAAUAUUAAAACGGAGUUCGGGAGAAUGGCGGUGGCUCCCAAUGAGAUCUGCGUAAUACCGCAAGGUAUACGAUUUGCUGUUAAUGUGGAUUCUCCUUCGAGAGGUUAUAUCCUGGAAGUCUAUGAUGGUCAUUUUGUGUUACCAGAUUUGGGACCCAUCGGUGCCAAUGGUCUGGCAAAUCCUAGGGACUUUGAAACACCUGUCGCCUGGUUCGAUGAUCGAGAUGUAAAUGACUUUCAGGUGAUAUCGAAAUUCCAGGGAAGUCUUUUUGUGGCCAAGCAAAAUCAUAGCGUUUUCGAUGUGGUGGCCUGGCAUGGUAACUAUGUACCCUUUAAGUACGAUCUUUCCAAGUUUAUGGUGAUCAACUCGGUCAGUUUCGAUCACUGUGAUCCCAGCAUUUUUACUGUGCUUACUUGCCCGAGUUUAAGAGCUGGAACAGCUAUUGCCGACUUUGUGAUUUUCCCACCCCGCUGGUCAGUGCAGGAGCACACCUUCCGGCCACCCUAUUACCACAGAAACUGCAUGAGCGAGUUCAUGGGCCUUAUCUUAGGAAAGUACGAGGCCAAGGAGGACGGCUUUGCCGCUGGAGGGGCGACACUCCAUUCGAUUAUGACCCCACAUGGUCCUGAUGUCAAGUGCUUUGAUGGUGCCUCGAAUGCUAAGUUGGUGCCAGAACGAGUGGCUGAGGGAACUCAGGCCUUCAUGUUCGAAUCAUCCUUGAGCUUGGCUGUGACGAAAUGGGGCGAGGAAACCUGUCAAAAACUGGAUGCAGCGUACUAUGAAUGCUGGCAGGCUCUGAGAAACAAUUUCCAAAUUAAUAAGAAUUAAAAUCUUCAUAGGAAGUCACAAUAAUAAAUGCACAAUUCACUCAUUAA
Molecule: messenger RNA, 1446 nt
Organism: Drosophila subpulchrella
Lineage: Eukaryota; Metazoa; Arthropoda; Insecta; Diptera; Drosophilidae
Gene: hgo
Product: homogentisate 1,2-dioxygenase
Exons: 8
Coding region: 80-1399 (439 amino acids)
Biological process (GO): L-phenylalanine catabolic process
Cellular component (GO): cytoplasm
Molecular function (GO): homogentisate 1,2-dioxygenase activity
Source: RefSeq, a predicted model, not a curated record